Molecule: messenger RNA, 813 nt
Organism: Aspergillus campestris IBT 28561
Lineage: Eukaryota; Fungi; Ascomycota; Eurotiomycetes; Eurotiales; Aspergillaceae
Gene: rrg9
Product: mitochondrial ribosome assembly protein RRG9
Exons: 1
Coding region: 1-813 (270 amino acids)
Cellular component (GO): nucleus
Source: RefSeq, a predicted model, not a curated record
AUGGCCCCUCCCUGUGCGUCGUCUGCCCGCCUCGCCCUCCCGACCCUGCUGCGCCAGGUCUUUCGAUCCACCGGGGCUCCAGACGCCGCCAGUCUCGAUCGUCGCCUCCUCACGACACCGCUCUCACAUCGCCGCUUCGGCACAUCCCGCGGCCUGGCGAGGCCCUCCGGAUCUGGGGACGAUGUCGCCGGGCGCGACACGGCCUCCUCCAGCCCCGCGGAUGCCUCGCCCGCCGAUCGAUCGUCCGCGGCCCCAACACCACGAGAACGCCGACGACCCAAGGCGCCGUCCCGGGAUCGGACUCCCCCGUCGCAGGACACGCGCCCGGGACGGCCGCCGCAGCGGAAGCGUGAGGGGUGGCAGGUGCAGAAGGACGCGCUGAAGAACAAGUUUGGAGAGGGGUGGAGCCCGCAGAAGAAGCUGUCGCCGGACGCGCUGGACGGGAUCCGGCAGCUGCACGCGGUGGCGCCCGACCGGUUCACGACGCCGGUGCUGGCGGAGCAGUUCAAAGUGUCGCCCGAGGCGAUCCGGCGCAUCCUCAAGAGCAAGUGGCGGCCGUCUGGGGAGGAGGCCGAGGAUCGGCGCCAGCGGUGGGACCGGCGCCAUGAGCGCAUCUGGGGACAUAUGGCGGAGUUGGGGCUGCGGCCGCACACCAAAAGCGCGACGCCAUAUACGGGAUCGCAGGCAUUGUACGGGCCGAGGAAAUCUAGGGGAGGUUCGAGGGAGGGUUCAGAGGGGUUGGAUGGGUUUGAUGGGGGAGAGAAUGAAGGACAUGGACAUGGGGAUGGAGGACAUGGAGGACAUGGGGUAUAG